Messenger RNA from Macroventuria anomochaeta, 921 nucleotides. RefSeq lists its product as uncharacterized. The transcript has a single exon. Bases 1 to 921 code for a protein of 306 amino acids. The record is from RefSeq and is a predicted model, not a curated record. NCBI's taxonomy places the organism in Eukaryota, Fungi, Ascomycota, Dothideomycetes, Pleosporales, Didymellaceae.
AUGGGGGUGGUCAAUCUUGUACCAGUCACCGAUAUACGCCGCUCAACUUUCACCGCCAGCACCAUCCGCAGUGGCUGGAGGCGUACAGGCUUGCACCCAUUCAAGCCAGACCUGGUCAUCAACGAGCUCAAAGCAUAUGAGGGGAUUGAUGCGGACGAGCGGCAUGAGCAACAGGAGGACUGGGUUGUUGCAAUUGAGCAUCAGCAUCAGGACUGGAAUGUCUCAGUUCAGCGUACAACACCGGACCUGCAGUCUUCUGACAUUGAACGAGCGCUUGGCAACACACCUGUACGGUCUAUAAAGCGCCUAAAAGAGACUCCACGAGGUUUCUCAACAAGCAUGAAGGUCCGCUGGGCGCUUAGCAAUGCGCAACUGGUGAAGGACCCAGCACCACCAGCAGAUGCUUUCAUGCGGAUUCAGCCUCCGCCAGUGAACCCAAUGCAAGCGUUGGACAGCAGCAAUGAUGAUAGGCCUUACCAGCGCUUAAUUUUCGAUGACGGGCUGCCCAAAAUGGACUGGCAGGUACCUAAAAGUGUACUUGAAGUUGAGUUACAAAGCCGAGCUGUCCACAAGGCGCUCAGCAAUCACCCCCCAGGUCAUCUGGCUGUCCCCGUGUUGCGCCAUUUCCAAGGUUUAUCAGCGCUUGCACGCAUUGCUGGAGGCCUCCAGCAGCAACUAUUAGACACACAGGCUGCAGAGUCAGCUCGUGCAGAGCGUCGUAGGCGUGGCCGGCGUGCUGUUCAAGGUGUUGUAGGUGGGCCUGUACGCCCGGAGGAUGUGCGCGCAAUGAAGGAGCAGCGCAAGUUAGAUGCCAUUUACUCCAUACAGCGCGAGCUUGAGACACGGCUGUCCACUGAGCGCCUGCGGAUCAUCAACAAAUGGAAGAAGCUGCGCCCAACGCUGCGCAACCAAGGCAAGUAA